UUGAUGAAGCAACCAAAAGAUUUCAUAUGUUAUUAUUUUAACAAUCAGAAAACGUAAAAAAUAAAUAAAAAUAAUAGCCAAUAUAAGGCGAAUGUACACUUUAUAAAUAGACGACAAACACCUCUUGUUAUGCUGCUGUCUGCUCUGUACUGAACUUUUAUAGGCUACAUUGGUUUAAAUCAAUUAACAAAAGAAGAAGAAAAAGCAUUUUGAACUGACUAAACAGUAAAACUGGCAUACCUUUAUAUGGUACUUGCCACAAAUAAACCUAAAUAAUAGAUAUAAUAUUUGCACAAUGUAUGUUAUAGUUGAUCGUAAAAAUUAAAUCAGGGUAGCAAUGGGAAAAAGACAUGGACAUUAACUUUGCAUAUGUAUUAAUUCCAUAACAUGUGUAUUUUCAUAAAAUUUAUGAAAUAUCAUUGCUUUCGUGUUGUAAACAACUCACAAAUUUAUAAUUUAGAUUUAUCAAGCUUGGAAACCUGAAAAAGGGCAUUUUGAGUUUCAGGCUUAAAAAUGCCACUUCCACCAACAUUAGCAGCUAGACUGGCAAAAAGAGGCAUUGUGAAUGACAGUCGUGGUUCGAGUGAGAAGAAACAAAGGACAGAAGCUGAAGAGGAAGUGAUUGCUGAAAAUUACGAUAGUAAUUACAAAUCGAGCGGAGAUACUGGUAAUUUUGGUGCUCAGAAUUCCACACAUGAUGACAUACCUUCGUCUGGCGCUGAUAAACAUUUCAAGGGUCAUUCAGGCUGUCCAAACAAAUGGAAUAUAUAUCACGAAUGCUCUUCUUUUUGUGUGAAACGGUGGGGUAAGGGCAUAACGAAUCCAGAUCCGAGGUAUUUAAGAAAACAAGCGAGACUGUUAUCAAAAUUCCCUCUACCAAACAACUGGAAAGACAUUUACGACCCCGGCACGGGACGACAUUAUUAUUGGGAUAUGCAGAGUGACAUGGUUUCAUGGCUCCCUCCAAACCACCCGAAAUCAAAUGUUUCUGAAUCAGCAGCUACGAUCAAAGAAGAAAGGCAUAUGUUAGCCACAGAUGCAGAUGGGUCUGAUCACGAAUCAGAAAGUGCUGAUGAAGAUGAUGAGGAAGCUACUGCUCCUAGACCUCCUGAAAAGGAAAAGGAGAGAGACAGAGAUUUGAUAAAGGAGAAAAAUAAAUUUAGAACCAAAAAUAAAGCCAAUGAUCUUGAUCCCAUGGACCCAGCCGCAUAUUCCGAAGCACCCCGUGGUAAAUGGUCUGACGGUCUGGAAAGAGGCAAUGAAGCAAAAACAGGAGCUGAUGUAACUGCGUCUGGGCCGCUCUAUCAAAUGAGACCUUAUCCGAAUCCCGGUGCAGUUCUUAGAGCUAACGCUGCAACUGGCAGACCUGCCCAAAACUGAUCACCAAAAAAGUACAAUAAAUUACAUUACUGUAAAUGUAUAUAAUUAUAAUUUUAUUGAAACUUGCUGUGUAUAAUUUA
This is a messenger RNA of Cimex lectularius (bed bug), 1460 nucleotides long. It is a transcript of the gene PQBP1, whose product is annotated as polyglutamine-binding protein 1. The transcript has 2 exons. Gene Ontology annotation, cellular component: cytoplasm; nuclear body. Gene Ontology annotation, biological process: alternative mRNA splicing, via spliceosome. NCBI's taxonomy places the organism in Eukaryota, Metazoa, Arthropoda, Insecta, Hemiptera, Cimicidae. Bases 514 to 1380 code for a protein of 288 amino acids. The record is from RefSeq and is a predicted model, not a curated record. Gene Ontology annotation, molecular function: protein binding; ribonucleoprotein complex binding.